This is a messenger RNA of Camelina sativa (false flax), 1666 nucleotides long. The record is from RefSeq and is a predicted model, not a curated record. NCBI's taxonomy places the organism in Eukaryota, Viridiplantae, Streptophyta, Magnoliopsida, Brassicales, Brassicaceae.
AAUAAAUUAGGAAGUUAAUCCUCAGCAGAGUUGCUUCAUUGUGCGUCACAAUCACCACAACCGUGUAAAGUUUCAACCUUUGGAUUAGCGUGAGAGUUUCAACGAUGAAAGACAGAGAAAACGAUGGGAAUCUUGAGACCAGAAUCUUCGUGGGAGGAUUGUCUUGGGAUGUGACAGAGAGGCAGCUUGAGAGUACUUUUGAUCGCUACGGGAAAAUCACUGAGUGUCAGAUUAUGGUGGGGAAAGAUACUGGCCGUCCACGUGGUUUUGGGUUUAUUACAUUCACUGAUCGCCGAGGAGCUGAUGAUGCAAUUAAGCAUAUGCAUGGGAGGGAGUUGGGUAAUAGGGUCAUCUCAGUGAACAAGGCUGAGCCCAAAAUUGGUGGAGACGAUGCAGACCAAUUACAUAAGGGUGGAGGCUAUUCAUCGCGAGGGAAGGGAAGUGAGGAUGAGUGCUUUAAGUGUGGACGACCUGGUCAUUGGGCUCGAGACUGCCCAUCAACUGGUGGUGAUCGAGGACGUGUUAGAGAUCCCCUUCCGUUGCGCUCUAGACUUGGAGGAUUUGGUGGACAUCGGGAUCGCUAUGGAGAUCGUGAACUAGAGCGGGAGCGUGACCGUGACCGCUACAUGGAUUCACGCCGUGAUCGUGAUGUGGGACGAUAUAGCUAUAGGGACCGCUUUGAUGGUGGAGACAAGUAUGAACCUCGUGAUCACUAUCCAAUGGAGAGAUACGCACCACCUGGAGAGCGUUUGGUGAUUGAUAGGUAUGGGAUGCCUGAGCAUCAUCAUCAUCAACUUGAGAAUGAAUACCGCGGGAGAGAGAGAAGCUAUGAGAGGGAUAGAUACGCGAGGGAUACAAGUGAUAGGUAUGGAGCUAUGGGACCAUUACGCGAUGAGGGAAGACCCUACAGAGGCAGACCAGGUCCUUAUGACCGUCCUAGCCGAGCUGGAGGACCUGGUCAUUGGGCUCGAGACUGCCCAUCAACUGGUGGUGAUCGAGGACGUGUUAGAGAUCCCCUUCCGUUGCGCUCUAGACUUGGAGGAUUUGGUGGACAUCGGGAUCGCUAUGGAGAUCGUGAACUAGAGCGGGAGCGUGACCGUGACCGCUACAUGGAUUCACGCCGUGAUCGUGAUGUGGGACGAUAUAGCUAUAGGGACCGCUUUGAUGGUGGAGACAAGUAUGAACCUCGUGAUCACUAUCCAAUGGAGAGAUACGCACCACCUGGAGAGCGUUUGGUGAUUGAUAGGUAUGGGAUGCCUGAGCAUCAUCAUCAUCAACUUGAGAAUGAAUACCGCGGGAGAGAGAGAAGCUAUGAGAGGGAUAGAUACGCGAGGGAUACAAGUGAUAGGUAUGGAGCUAUGGGACCAUUACGCGAUGAGGGAAGACCCUACAGAGGCAGACCAGGUCCUUAUGACCGUCCUAGCCGAGCUGGAGGCCGACUUUCAUCAUAUGAACGUUGGUAGUUUGUUUGGCAAAUGUCAAUGCUUCUGUUUUGGGAGUUAGGCCUAUAUCAGAUAGAACUCGGUUAUGCUUUUUUGUCGAAUAUUAUGAUUCUUGAUCAGACUAAAUAGUUUUGUGUUCAAUGAUCCUAUUGAUUCCCAUUGAAACAGAGCUUUGCUUUAAGCUCACUCAGAACACAAUUGAGUAAAACCUUGAAGUUGAAACU